GACAUCUCAUGCCGAACACCGUACGUUGGAGAUCAACGGUUUCUUUGUGCAGGUUUCUGGCCUUUUGAAGUCAAAGAAGCCGAUCGAUGUGACUGUCUCUUUACCCAUGAUAGAGAAUCCACAGGCCAAAUAUGCAUUCCAGCUAAAAAGUCGAGAUUAUACACCAGUUUUGGAAGAUGGUCAGACAACGGGGCAAUCAAGCGAACCUCAGCAAACUGAGGUGGUUUUCCAUCUGGGCGAAACGUUCCUGAAUACUUAUGGCAAUUCUAAAUGGGCUGUAAAGCUCUGUUUUGGCUGUCAUCGUGCGGGCGAGCUCAAAAUGUUUCGCAAGAUACGUUUGAAUCCACCGAAUGAGCUAGUCGAAUGGAAGACUAUUACUGUUGGUAAAGCGACAGAAAUCGUAAAAUGGUACGAUGAGGCAGCGCAUUACGAGGCCCUUUACUUCAAAGUACUGCUAACACGUCAAGUAUCUUCAGAUAACUUCAUGAUCAGUAUGGAACGCGAGUUGAAAGGUCUGAAGGAAGCGAUGAGUCAGAUGCGCACCACACUUGGCUCUUUCCAAUGUCCCUCAAUCGACAUCACUCGUCUGAUCUUUCAUCCAAAGCGUGGAGGAACUAUCAAGAAUCUUUAUGUUCCAAGUCAUAUACUCACCAAGUUUGAAUAUUUUCAAUCAUUGCACUCGCAAGAAUACUCUGAAACCUCGCAAACAGAUGAAUCUCCAUUUCCAUCGGAUCAGCUGACUCGACAAGAUGUUGGAGAAGUAUUUGCCGAGGAUUCUGAUGAUGAAUGGGACAUUGAUGAAGACCCUCGCGAACCACAAAAGAGUGAUAAAUUCAAGGCUACCAUUCAUGUCACGGACACAUCUCGGCGAACCUAUCAAGCGUUCAUAGAUUAUGCAUUUUGCGGAGCGUUGUACUUUGCUCCCCUUCAAUCUACAUACAGGCAAGUUAAGCUAGAGUGUCAGAUUGACACUUUGCCUUUUCCUGCAUGGCCCACCUGGGCCAAAGCUUAUAGUGAGUCUCAUGUCAUUGUACCGGGGUACAAGACUCUCACAAGCCCCAAGAGUUUAUACCGCAUGGCUGAUAUGUUGUUGAUUCCUGAACUGAAAUCCAUAUGCCGAAGACAGAUCAUCAGAUUCCUACAAGAUGAUAAUGUGGUAUCUGAGAUCAUGAGUCCACUUUUUCGGCAACAUGAAGAAUUACGUAUGUCUGCCUAUGAAUAUGUGAAAAAGAAUUGGGAUUCCAUUGCUAAAAGAGGCGAGAUGAGUCGAAUCUUUACCAACCUUUCACGCAAAGAGGCAGCUCUUAUUGGAGAAACUUUGUUCAAGCACCUUACUCCAUCUACCACAUCUAAAACCUAGAGAAUAUGCAAGCUAUAUUUCUUUGGUAUGUUAUUGUCAUCAACCCCAACAAAAUGCUCUCAUUCCUUGGGACUAUGUUUACUCUAUUGUAUGAAAACUAUGUACCCAGAUUGUGAUACUUUGAACUACCGAUUUUGGAAAUUGGAU
This is a messenger RNA of Melampsora larici-populina 98AG31, 1507 nucleotides long. RefSeq lists its product as uncharacterized. The coding region runs from base 107 to 1360 and encodes 417 amino acids. The record is from RefSeq and is a predicted model, not a curated record. Lineage: Eukaryota; Fungi; Basidiomycota; Pucciniomycetes; Pucciniales; Melampsoraceae. The transcript is spliced from 10 exons.